This is a messenger RNA of Sceloporus undulatus (fence lizard), 587 nucleotides long. Its product is annotated as interferon gamma-like. Gene Ontology annotation, biological process: immune response. The transcript is spliced from 4 exons. The record is from RefSeq and is a predicted model, not a curated record. Gene Ontology annotation, molecular function: type II interferon receptor binding. Gene Ontology annotation, cellular component: extracellular region. NCBI's taxonomy places the organism in Eukaryota, Metazoa, Chordata, Lepidosauria, Squamata, Phrynosomatidae. Bases 42 to 575 code for a protein of 177 amino acids.
GAAUCUAUAGUGAAAGGGCAUUCUUACUUGUGUUGAGAGAAAUGGCCUGGAAGAUUUGUCUGUUCAUCCUUCUGGCUGUUAGUUGUUGGCAUGGACGUGUCCUCACCAGCUCAACUUUUGAAACUAUCCAAAAAUCGAUUAGACAGUUGGAGGCAGACUUUAAGGCCAAUAUGUCUGAUGUUGCUAAAGGUGAAGCUGUUUUCACAAAUAUGCUGAUAAGCAACCUAUGGUCACAGACUAGUGACAGAAGAAUAUUAAUAGCACAGAUUAUUUCUAAAUACUUGGAAAUGCUGAAUAAUUUAACUAAUUCAACUAACACUCCAAAACAUGUGGUGGAUUUAAAAGAAGCUCUGGAAGUCUACAAAAUAGACUACAGUGACAGCUUGAAGAGAGCAAGUGAUCUAAUUCAGUUGGCAAAGCUUCCGAUGAGUGAUUAUAAAAUCCAGCGCAAGGCUGCAUCGGAAAUGUAUUCGGUCCUACAACAGGUGAAGAUAGAAGAGAACAAAAGAAAACGGAGGAGAAGACGACAAAAUCCCAGAAACCAGAAGAGACACAUACCAAGCUUCAUAGGAUAACACUGUUUCUCU